CAAAAGUUUUUGUUUCUGCAUAUGAUAUGUCAAAUAUGUCUUCGGAAUUGAUAGCCACUCUUUUUGUUGCGAUAUCAUUAAGGUCUAUUAUUUCAAUGAAUUCUUAUUCUGGAUUUAACAAACCGCCUAUGUUUGGUGAUUAUGAAGCUCAGCGACAUUGGCAAGAAAUAACAGUUAAUUUAGAAGUAAAGCAAUGGUAUACUAAUAGUACACAUAAUGACUUGCAGUAUUGGGGUUUAGAUUAUCCACCACUUACAGCAUAUCACAGUUAUUUACUUGGUCGUGCAGCUGAAAGACUUAACCCCAGAUAUGUUGAGUUAAACAAGAGUAGAGGGUUUGAAUCGAAGGAUCACAAGAGUUACAUGCGCUUUACAGUUUUAGUAGCGGACGCCUUAGUUUUCAUUCCUGCGAUAUUGGCUUUGUCUGUUAGCAUGGAUCGCAUCUAUAAGAAAAACUUGAAGCUACAAUUGCAAUUACUUUUUGCAAUUUACCCAGGUCAAGCUCUCAUUGACAAUGGACACUUUCAGUACAACAACAUUUCCCUUGGACUAGCAGUUCUAGCUGUCGCUGGAUUACUGUGUGAUAUGAUUUAUGUCGCCGCUUUCGCCUUUACGUUGGCUUUAAAUUAUAAACAAAUGGAAUUAUACCAUGCCUUACCGUUCUUUGCUUACCUUUUGAGUACAUCUUUAUCACAAAAAAGUGCAAAGUCGGCCGUUAAAGAGCUUUCAAUAAUAGCUACCAUUGUGCUAUCAACUUUCGCGAUUUUAUGGUAUCCUUGGUCAAGUUCAAUUGACGCAACUUCAGAUGUAUUGCUUCGCCUUUUUCCAGUUAAACGUGGUGUAUUUGAAGACAAAGUUGCUAAUUUUUGGUGCAGUAUUAAUGUCGUUUAUAAAUUAAAAAAACAUUUUUCUGAUCACAAAAUGGCCUUAAUUUGUUUUGGAACUACUUUAUUAACAGCUCUGCCCAUUAAUGUACAUCUAUUUUUCCGCCGAAGCAAAUACAUAUUUAUAUUAAGUUUAUUUAAUACGGCUGCUUCAUUUUUCUUGUUUUCAUUUCAAGUUCAUGAAAAGACAAUUUUACUACUCACCUUGCCGUCGAUUUGCUUAUUUUACUGGUGGCCAAAAGAAAUGCUGUGGUUUCUUAAAUUAUCGGUCUUUAGUAUGAUACCGCUUUUCAAAAGAGAUAAUUUGUUGGUUCCAACUGUGGGUUUAAUGAUUAUUUUUAAUUUAACUUUUAAAAGUAGAUAUUUUAAAAGUAAUGAAAAUGAGAUAUGCCAUCGAAAACUUAAAAUAUCAAUCACACAAAUUUCAGAAAUUUUAAUGAUUGCUAUUUUCUUAGCGUUUAUAUCAAUAGAACCACCGUCUAGGUUUCCAGACAUUUGGCCAUUGAUAAUUUGUAUCAUAAGUUGUGCUCACAUAUCGAUGUUCUUAAUUUGGGGUUAUACUAAACAGUUUACAUAAAAACCAUUAAUAAUAAACUUGAUGUCUAAAAUAUUGUAGAUUUUUACCUUGAAUGAUGGAAAGUAUAAACACGGAAAAAAUUAAAAUGGAUUUUUUAUUGCCCCUUAAGAAGCUUGUAUUUAACCUAAAAUAUAUAUUUUUUGUGAUAAGGCUAAAUAAAAUUGAGUUAUGAACGUUAAUAUACGAUUAGGUAAAAGACCGAACUUGGAUGGAUUGUCCCCGGCAAGAUUGUCCUAUUAUCAAGCAACCAGAUAAACAGUGUAUCAACCACGAUGUGCUUGGACGACCCAAUCGAAAGUCGGAAUGUCAGACAGAUAAAGAUACACAUUAAGAGCUAGCUAUAAAAUUUUCCUGCUCCACGCCGGCUAGUUAGCGAUAACGCCUAGACAACACCACAUGUUUAGAAUUCAAAACUAGACAGAUUAACGGUGAACCUUACAAACUCAGCAAUAUAUAAUUAAGAUUUAACCGUAACUCAAAAGAAUAAAAAUCAAUACA
Messenger RNA from Drosophila hydei, 1958 nucleotides. It is a transcript of the gene gny, whose product is annotated as probable dolichyl pyrophosphate Man9GlcNAc2 alpha-1,3-glucosyltransferase. Lineage: Eukaryota; Metazoa; Arthropoda; Insecta; Diptera; Drosophilidae. The record is from RefSeq and is a predicted model, not a curated record. The transcript has 5 exons. The coding region runs from base 27 to 1460 and encodes 477 amino acids. Gene Ontology annotation, biological process: protein N-linked glycosylation. Gene Ontology annotation, cellular component: endoplasmic reticulum membrane. Gene Ontology annotation, molecular function: dolichyl pyrophosphate Man9GlcNAc2 alpha-1,3-glucosyltransferase activity.